Megalops cyprinoides (Indo-Pacific tarpon) is the source of this 1754-nucleotide messenger RNA. RefSeq names its product G-protein coupled receptor 15-like. The record is from RefSeq and is a predicted model, not a curated record. The transcript has 2 exons. The coding region runs from base 56 to 1144 and encodes 362 amino acids. Gene Ontology annotation, biological process: G protein-coupled receptor signaling pathway. Gene Ontology annotation, molecular function: G protein-coupled receptor activity. Gene Ontology annotation, cellular component: membrane. NCBI's taxonomy places the organism in Eukaryota, Metazoa, Chordata, Actinopteri, Elopiformes, Megalopidae.
GCGGCAGGCUAGGGCAUUGUUAGCGUUGCCCCGCUCAGGGUGAGCCAUUCAAAACAUGGAGAACCUUAUGUCUUAUUAUGAGAACAGUUAUGAGUAUUAUGACAUGAAUCUGAGUAACUUUACUAGUGUAGUAGAUGACCCUCUCUCAGGAUUUGCAGAAGACCCACUGACAGAAUUGAAAAUAUUCAUGUACAGUGUCGUCUUCCUUGUUGGGACAGCGGGGAACACAUUAGUCAUCUACAUCAUGCUGAAAAAGAGUGAGAAGAGGAGGCUGAUUGAUAUUUUUAUGACACACCUCGCGGUGGCAGACUCGGUGUUUCUCAUUACCCUGCCUCUGUGGAUCUGGUCCUUCUCCGUGGGAGGCCGCUGGCCAUUUGGCGACUUCCUGUGCAAGUUCACCUCCUACGUGAUCGCCGUCAACAUGUUCUCCAGCAUCUUCUUCCUCACCUGCAUGAGCGUGGACAGGUUCAUGGCCGUGGUGCUGGUUCUGGACACCAGGACGGUGCGGACCAAGAACUACGCCCACCUGACCUCGCUGGCGCUCUGGGUGGCGUCGUUGGGGCUCGGCGUUCCCAGGUUCGUCACCAGGGCCACCGAUGACGAGCAGCAGUGCACCUCGGACGCCUCCCCCUCCGGGACCUCCUUCAGCCUGGCUGUCCGGGUGAUGGGCUUCCUGCUGCCGUUGGCUGUCAUCGCCUUCUGCUACUCCGCCGUGGCGGUCAAGCUGUGGCGCCACUUCCAGAGGACGGGCGGCGCCGACAGGAAGGCGCAGCGCUCGGUGCGGGUCGGGCUGUGGAUCCUGGCCCUCUUCGUGGUCGCCUGGCUGCCGUUCAACGCCCUGGUGACCGUGCACACGCUGCAGAAGUCGGGCCACCUGUCCAUGUCCGUGCAGGCCCAGGUCAAGCUGGCCAGCGCGCUCUCCUUCGCCACCUGCCUGGCCUUCAGCCACAGCUGCGUCAACCCCCUCGUCUACUUCGCCCUGGACAAGUACGUGCAAAGGCGGGCGCUGAGGCUGCUGCCGGAACCCCUCCGGAUGAGGUACACCAUCAGGAGGAGCAGCGUCAGCACCUCCAUCACCCACCCCGACAGGGACUCCGCCGCUCCCCAAAGCGACGGGAGGCAUCCCACCAAUGGGGUAAUCUAAAGCAAAGGAAACUCAAAGGAGGUAGCCGUGGGAAUGGCAAACCAUUAAGCGUAACAAAAUGUAAUCGCUUACGAACAUGAAAAAAAAAUGGUGGCUGAACCGCCGUGCGACACUUUCCAAAUGACAGGACCCUCCACACAACUAAAGAAAACGGGAGAGUCGAUCAAGAUCGUGCCGCCCGCUGAGUGGGCUGAGAGAAUGUGAGGAACCAUCACACGGGUCACAGUUUUCCCACACCCACGCCAGGUCAGCACCCCUGCUCGACGCCUUUAGCGUGGCCGGGACCGGACUUCCCCCUGGCACCAUCAUGUGCAGCAUGGGUACAACCUGCUAAUAACCAGUAACCGAAAACGAAACGCUGAGUGUUCAGUCAACCGAAUAGCGCUUCUAAAAUGUCUAAAACCAGCUGAAACUAAUUAAGAGACACAAAUUAACAAAAGUGGAGAUCAAAACAAAAUACAGAAAAGGAGAAAUGUCUUUCAGUGUGUUUCACGUGGGAACUAUUUUGAUUUUAAUUAGAACUAGGAAAAACGUUUCUGUUAACAUAUCAAUGUCAGUUCAAGUUUUAAAUUUAUUAUUGUCAUACGCAACAUUAUAUUAUAACAUUAUA